Molecule: messenger RNA, 411 nt
Organism: Mucor velutinosus
Lineage: Eukaryota; Fungi; Mucoromycota; Mucoromycetes; Mucorales; Mucoraceae
Exons: 2
Coding region: 1-411 (136 amino acids)
Source: RefSeq, a predicted model, not a curated record
AUGCACAUCACAACUGAACCUGGUCAGCCAGGCAUCAUCAUCGACUUUAUUGGCAACCAACAGCCUCCCAGCACAUUCAGACUACUCUGUUUGGAUUGCAUCGUAUACAUCUUUCAGGUUGUGCGGGUUCUAAUCACUUCAAGUCUGUCUUCACAGCUCUUAUUAAAUGGCACAGUGGUUACGACAUUGUCUGUCCCUCCUGCGCUGGCAACUGCUUUAGGAGCCGACAGCGUCACAUUGAUGUUACCGCCCAGAGAAGAUGGUGGGGAUGAAUCCACCUCGGACGAUUUGUUCUACCAUGAUGAUUUGGUGGUUGACAUUGGACUGAGGACAUCAAUCAGGAACAUCAUGUAUGCCGAUAUGGAGGAUCACAGCACUGCAAGAGAUGGAUCAGAGCGUUUGCCAGUGUAG